CCACCGGGCUUUUAUCCUAUAUUCCACCUACUAGGAGUACACCACAGUGAUAACUUACGUACUUACUUGCUAUUAAGUUAACUGACAAUCCCCUACAUAGAUAUCCUACCUUAGACAUUGAGGUAAGUAUCACCAAGUCACUAGCUCGCGUACUUUCAGACCCCAUGAACCCGCGUCUCGAGACUGUUACACCCAACUACACAGUUAAUAAUAACCCGAUCAUGUGCCCUCAUCAGGAAGCCACCCAGCCGGGCACACACCUCAAUUCAAUAGGUAACCAUAUCUGUUAACAGUCUACCACCCUAAUGAACCUGAACUCAAAAAGUCCAAAUCACCAAGAAAAAAACGGAAAGAAAAGCCAACAAACACGAGGAUAAACAUGCUCCUCCUCAUCAUUUACACUCUCACCUUUUUCGCGAUCCUUGGCGCUUGGAUAUCUGGUGCUUUAGACCCGUAUCAGAAGCGUAUGCAGGAAAUCGUUCUCGAUAGGAUGGGCGAGACGAAGGUCCCGCAUCCGUUGAAAAAAUCCCUCGUGGGAAAGCAACUGAUCGAAGACGAGAACCUGAAUAAGAUUCAGGACCGUCUUGGCGAAGAGAUCAAGGGUGUCUUUGGCAAGGGCGGAGCUGGAGGUGGGUUGAGUAAGGAUUUAUGAGAUCAGGGCGAUUGGCUCGGGACACAGAUAUUGAUCUCAUGAGGAACGGCGAAAGGUCUUAUUGGGACUCCCCGGAUUGAGAAUCAGGUACUGGUUUGUUUGGGCGUUUAUCUCGGGAUUGCUUCAGCCGGAGAAAUUUCUAUAUCCAAGGUCUAUGUGAGCUUGGCUUAGCUACACAGCGUUUUGCACUGCUGGUGAUUAAGGCACAUUAUACAUUAAGAAAGUUCCCAGCUGGGAUAACAUGACUCUAACCCAUCGAAUGACAUUCCAUGCUCUUCGUCUGGCAUAUCCUGGAAAUAAGUGAUAGAAAGUAGCAAGGCAACCAAGCAAACAGAUAAUGGAGAAAAUAACAAGC
Paecilomyces variotii is the source of this 1007-nucleotide messenger RNA. RefSeq lists its product as hypothetical. The transcript has 3 exons. Bases 380 to 652 code for a protein of 90 amino acids. The record is from RefSeq and is a predicted model, not a curated record. Lineage: Eukaryota; Fungi; Ascomycota; Eurotiomycetes; Eurotiales; Thermoascaceae.